UCGUUUUAUAGAUUUGGCAUUCAGUUGAUAAUAAGAGAGCUUUCAUCGGCAAGUCAGGUUUCAUUGAUAACGAACAAAAUGCUAGUCGAACGCAGCUAAUCUGUUAAGGCUGAGAAACAGUUUGAUAAACUUGGCAUUGUCACAUAACUUUGUCAACGCACUGGUUCUGUCACAAAUUACCGCAGUCCACCGGAUAGAGUAUAGAGUGUGUGUUUGUCUUUUCAUUCCACGGUUUGGUCCUUUAUUUAAACCAAGCUUCGGCUGAUAUCGCGAGCAAGGAUUAUAGACUACAAAACGGAAGUGGUUGACUGUUGAUCAUGAUUAUAGACGCGCUUCUGAAGUUGACACUACUUCUGUCAAGCCUGUAUUUUGUUACCAGCCAGCGUACCGCCGAUCGUGACGUCAGUAUAACCAUUGACGUCAGCCUCGACUAUGACGUCAGUUCUCCCAACAACGUCACACUGGACAUUGCAAAGUCUAUCUUCUCUGGCCGAGGUCAACAGUACCAAUAUGUCCAGCAUCCAGAACUAUUCAAGGAUGGUCCUAAAAAUGUCACAGACCUGUGGGUGAAAUUUAUCGACGCUUUUCAGUACCAAACUCCGUGCACAGUGGAUCCAAGCAACUUUAGUGAUUUCGUCAAUGCUGCUGCCCAUGACAUACCCAAAGAUAAGACGCUGUUGUGGAGUAAAACAAGAACAUUAGCCAACACAUAUUCCCAGUCUGGAGGUAGAUAUUUCACCAUUACAGAUUCAUUGUCAGGUUAUCUAGUGAACGACUUGGAUUUUUGUGCACAAAAACAAUACCCCGGGGUGAACUUCAGAUCUUGUCCCCCGCCGUCUCAUCAGUGCCAGAAGGGGGCAGAAUUAUCAUUUUGGCGCGAGGCGUCGAGAAAGUUUGCCGAGUUGGCCUCUGGCACUGUCCAUGUGUUAUUGAAUGGUUCCACCAUAGCGUACAGCAAUGAAAGUAUUUUCUAUGGCUACGAGUUGCCUAGCCUUAGAGAAGGGACAGUGACCGAGAUUCGCGCUCUGGUAGUUCAUGAUCUUGGAGUCCGUGGGCGUGAAAAAUGCGGCUCUGGAACUUUGUUGAAAUUACAAGCGGAUGUACGAAAACGCGGGUUCAAGUUUCAGUGUACAGACGAUCCGGCGGAUUUGAGACAUCUACUCUGUGCAGAUGAACCAGCAACAUCUAGCUGCCGUUUCCUUGACAACGACCACACCUCUAGCGGCAACCAAAUCCAAAAUAUCUUUAAAACUUCAGCUGUAAGAGUUGUUCUUAUUUACACGUUUUUCUACUGGCGUUUUGUUAGAUGACAAGAAACAGUUCAAAUUCUCAAGUCGUGAUGAACAAAACUGAAUUAAUAAGUGGGAAAUUUGAAAAAAAAAAAAAAAAGGACAAAUAUUAACAUAUUCUAAUUGAAAUUGUUAAGGUUACCCGUUACGGAAAAAAGUGGGUCGACCAUUUUUGAAAUGAAGGAAAGGAAUCAAUGGAUACCGAUUCGAUAUAGCAGUAAACUGUCGACAUACAGGUCCUUGGAUACCGGAUAAAAAUGUUUUAUAGAAUUAAAAGCACAUGGUGUAAUUGCUACAGAGUAUUAAGCUGCAAGUACUGCAUGAACGUUUUUAUUCACGAAAAGAUCUUCACCAGCAGUUCUGAGGUUGUCAUUUGUGAUAUAUCACAUUAUUUGAAGUAGGAGAAGUACCUGAACAAAUGGGCACAAAAUCUACGUAACAGUCAACAAUUUAAAAACGUAUAUUUAUAUACAUAUAUA
Lingula anatina is the source of this 1768-nucleotide messenger RNA. RefSeq names its product ADP-ribosyl cyclase/cyclic ADP-ribose hydrolase. The record is from RefSeq and is a predicted model, not a curated record. NCBI's taxonomy places the organism in Eukaryota, Metazoa, Brachiopoda, Lingulata, Lingulida, Lingulidae. Gene Ontology annotation, biological process: positive regulation of B cell proliferation. Gene Ontology annotation, molecular function: NAD+ nucleosidase activity, cyclic ADP-ribose generating; phosphorus-oxygen lyase activity. Gene Ontology annotation, cellular component: plasma membrane.